Jaculus jaculus (lesser Egyptian jerboa) is the source of this 1823-nucleotide messenger RNA. It is a transcript of the gene Slc16a13, whose product is annotated as solute carrier family 16 member 13. The transcript is spliced from 4 exons. Lineage: Eukaryota; Metazoa; Chordata; Mammalia; Rodentia; Dipodidae. The coding region runs from base 29 to 1312 and encodes 427 amino acids. The record is from RefSeq and is a predicted model, not a curated record. Gene Ontology annotation, biological process: transmembrane transport; monocarboxylic acid transport. Gene Ontology annotation, molecular function: monocarboxylic acid transmembrane transporter activity.
UUAGAGCCCCGCCGGGACUCCUUUCCCCAUGGUGCAGAGGGCUGAGCCCCCCGAUGGGGGCUGGGGAUGGAUGGUGGUGCUCUCAGCGUUCUUCCAGUCGGCUCUGGUGUUUGGGGUGCUCCGCUCCUUCGGCGUCUUCUUCGUGGAGUUGGUGGCGGUGUUUGAAGAGCAGGCGGCCCGAGUCUCCUGGAUCGCAUCCAUAGGGAUCGCGGUGCAACAAUUUGGGAGCCCCAUAGGCAGUGCCCUGAGCACGAAGUUGGGGCCCAGGCCUGUGGUGAUGACGGGGGGCGUCUUGGCUGCUCUGGGGAUGCUGCUGGCCUCAUUUGCUACCUCCUUGACCCACCUAUACCUGAGUAUUGGGCUGCUGUCAGGCUCUGGCUGGGCCUUGACCUUCACCCCGACCCUGGCCUGCUUGUCCCGUUACUUCUCUCGCCGUAGAUCUCUGGCCACAGGGCUGGCGCUGACAGGCGUGGGUCUCUCCUCCUUUGCAUUUGCCCCCCUCUUCCAGUGGCUGCUCAACCACUAUGCCUGGAGGGGAGCACUCCUGCUGGUGUCCGCCUUCUCCUUACACCUGGUGGCCUGUGGCGCUCUCCUCCGCCCACUCUCCCUGGCUGAGGACACUGCUGUGGGUGGCCCCGGAGCGCAGCUCAUCUCCCUCCUCCGACAUGGCCCGUUCCUUCGUUACACUCUUGCCCUCACCCUGAUCAACACUGGCUACUUCAUUCCUUAUGUCCAUCUGGUGGCCCAUCUGCAGGACCUGGGUUGGGACCCAUUGCCUGCUGCCUUCUUGCUCUCGGUGGCUGCCAUUUCUGACCUUGUAGGACGUGUGGCCUCUGGGUGGCUGGGAGAUGCUGUCCCAGGGCCCGUGGCACGGCUUCUGAUGUUCUGGACUACCCUGACUGGGGUGUCACUAGCCCUCUUUCCCAUGGCUCGGGCUCCCACAGCCCUGGUGGUUCUUGCUGUGGUCUACGGCUUCACAUCAGGGGCUCUGACCCCAGUGGCCUUCUCAGUGCUGCCUGAGCUGGUGGGGACUGGAAGGAUUUACUGUGGCCUGGGACUGGUGCAGAUGGUAGAGAGCAUCGGGGGGCUGCUGGGAGCUCCUUUGUCAGGCUACCUCCGGGAUGUCACAGGCAACUACACAGCUUCUUUUGUGGUGGCUGGGGCCUUCCUUCUUGCAGGAAGUGGAGUUCUCAUCACCUUGCCCCGCUUCUUCUCCUGCUUCUCAGCUUCUACCUCCAGGCCCCAGGACCUUGUAAAAGCACCACUGGAUAGCAAGGUCCCCCUGCCUAUGGAGAUGCUUGGGAAAGACUAAAUGCUGCUGUGAGGCAGUAAGGAUGGAAAGCCAGAGCUUUCCAUUGAGGCAUCCACAGAAGCACAGUGCCUUAAGAAUCCUGAUCUCUUCCUCCAGAGCAGACCUGGGACUCCUGUGGUGUAUGUGCCAACGCUUUGAGGACUCAUUUCCUUUUGCUCUUCCAGCCUUUUCUGAAGGAGCUAGGAGAUCUUAACCCACACAGAUGUGAAUCAACUUUGAAAAUCACAGGCCAAGUGUUUUUAAUGUUUUACAUGUGACCUCUAAUGUUGUCUCCUAAGUUUCUCUUCUAAGAGGAUGUUUGGGAAACAAGGAUAUCCUUUUGAGAAAAAAGCAAAAAAAGAAACUGGACAAUAAUCAUAAUCUCAAAAAAGACUAGGGCCCAUGCGCUUGGGUUGGCUCAUAGGAUCAUGGCUGGGCAGGGGAGUAGAAGUGACCAUGAGCUCUGGUGACCCAGGAUCUCCCCUCUCACCCACUUACCUCUUCCCCUUCAUUCCUGUGAUUUAGAUUAAAA